AGAUUUUCUCCUGCGUGGGAUGUGCGAUCAGCCCAGUGUUCAGGAUGCAGGAGCUCCAGAGAGGCUGUCUGACACCAAAGUGCUGGUGUUUCACGUAGAAUAUGUGAUGCUCUUGCUCCAGAGAUCCCUACCUGCCUGACUCUGUUGUGUGUCAGAUGGCAUGAAACUGUACCAGCUACGACCCACAGAGAUCCCCUUAACCAGUCUAUUCUUUCGCUUGUGAGGGAUUCGCCACUCCAUGAGUCAUUACAAUCAUUCACCCCGUGUAUGAUCAGGAACAUCUCAGUACUUGGAGCAUGCUGUGAGCUUCAGCGCCAGUGCAUUGAAUUCUGGUGUCCAACACCUGACUUCAGUGUUUGAAGACUGAAUGUUGAAGAGAAAACCUGAAUGGUCUCUAGGAGUAAAUGAAAAUAGAGCUCUGCACUUUUCAAAAAAGGUCUUAGUUUACCAAUCUGGCAGAAAUUAUGUUUACAGAAGGAAUCCAGACAGUAUUGUUUUAUAACUUGAGUGCUCUUACUAAUGAAGUGUCCCUUAUAAAUAUCAAAAACAUGACAUUCAGCUGUUAGAGAGAAAGAGAAAACACACUUGAGGAAUAGCUUUGUCCCACCCACAGGGGCAUCAAUCACAUGCCCAGACUGGGUAUUUUUUUGGCCUCUUGCUCUUCAGUAUUGAUUUAUGCAGCUUUGCAGAAGAUUAGUUCAGAAAGGAGGUGUGACUAAAAGGUAAUAAAGAAUGAUUUAGUCAUCUGCAAGAUGAAAAUGAAAAACACCUGAAUUCCUACCAUGUAUAGUAGUGCUUGUAUUGUUAUACAACAGAAUCAUGUCUGGAUGAUUACGUUAAUAUUUUGUUUUAACAGUGAUGCCAUUGGUGCAAUGUGAUGGAAAAUCUAGCUUAGGAGAACACCUCAUCUACUGUGCAAGCUGAGGUUUUCAACAAGUUAAUCUUUCUUCAGUGUUGGACUCUAGUAUGAAAAGUUCUAUUUCAGCAAAAAAGUAAGCAUCUUUCGUCAUCAUCCCAGAAAGAUUACCCUGGAAAGUGAAAAGUGAAAUCAGAGUGGAGAAUGACUCAGUAUAACCAUUCAGCAGAGCUCUUUCUCCAGAGCUCAGCAAAUAAGACAUUAAAUUUCACUGAAACACCGCUGGCUUUGGAUGAAAGGACACUAUUAGGGCUGAAGAUUUCACUGUCAGUCCUUCUCUCUGUUAUAACUUUGGCAACAAUCCUUGCAAAUGUUUUUGUUGUUAUUACAAUUUUUCUGACUAGAAAGCUCCACACACCUGCAAAUUACCUCAUUGGCUCCUUGGCAGUGACUGACCUGCUAGUGUCUGUCCUAGUAAUGCCCAUCAGUAUUGCUUACACUGUCACCCACACCUGGGCCUUUGGCCAAGUGUUGUGUGAUAUAUGGUUAUCAUCAGACAUCACAUGCUGCACAGCCUCAAUCCUGCACCUCUGUGUUAUUGCACUGGACAGAUACUGGGCUAUCACAGACGCUUUGGAAUAUGCCAAACGCCGGACUGCUGGCCGAGCAGCGCUCAUGAUUGCUGUGGUCUGGAUGAUAUCGAUUAGUAUUUCCGUGCCACCAUUUUUUUGGAGGCAAGUGAAAGCUCAUGAAGAAAUUGCAAAGUGUACUGUGAACACAGAUCAAAUAUCCUACACAAUUUAUUCCACUUGUGGAGCUUUCUACAUCCCGACUGUGCUGCUCCUGAUAUUGUAUGGCAGAAUUUAUGUAGCAGCUCGAUCCAGGAUUCUGAAGCCACCCUCAUUAUAUGGGAAACGUUUUACUACUGCACACCUGAUUACUGGCUCUGCUGGGUCUUCCCUCUGCUCCAUCAAUGCUAGCCUUCAUGAAGGGCAUUCCCAUUCAGGUGGGUCCCCAAUAUUUAUCAAUCAUGUUAAAAUAAGACUUGCAGAUAGUGUCCUGGAAAGGAAAAGAAUUUCUGCUGCAAGAGAAAGGAAAGCUACCAAAACUUUAGGCAUUAUUCUGGGAGCUUUCAUUUUCUGCUGGCUGCCUUUUUUUGUUAUGUCCCUAGUCCUACCGAUCUGCCAAGAUGCUUGUUGGUUUCAUCCCAUCCUACUGGACUUUUUUACAUGGUUAGGUUACUUAAACUCAUUGAUCAAUCCAGUCAUUUAUACAGCUUUUAAUGAAGAAUUUAAACAGGCUUUCCAAAAACUAAUACAUUUCAAAAAAUGUUUGUCUUGAGCCUCUCCUGUUAUAUCACUGACCCUUGCGCAAUCUUGCAGCCUAGCUGGAAACUUUCUGUGCUUUUAUUCCUAAGGUACAGAGUGCUAAUUGCCGUCUCUGCUGCUACCCUGUGCUAUGCAUGUAACUUGGAACUUCCUGCCAAUUUGGUACUUUCUGUCUGGAAUUCUGUAUCCCAUAACAGAACUUGUCCGUGAUCUCUGCAGUGAUUGUUCGUGUAUAUAAGAUCAACACCUGAAGUAAGCUUUGUAACAAGUGAAGGAGUGUGGACCAGAAAGCUGAGUUUGUAUGAUGAGAUGACACAUAUUGCCCAGUUCUGCCAUGCCUUUGUAACCUGAUGGGAGGAAAAUGUGUGCAUAAUUUGCAGGUCAUUGGUAUUUCAGCUGUACAUUAUUAACAAUUUAUGUAGGCUGAGAAAUUUUCUGGAGAACUGGAUCUGAUGUCUACAUUUUCUGCGGCAUGUAUCCUAUCCAUUUGAAAUUGGUAAGACUUCUAACAUUUUCAGAAGUUGUGUGACAGCCUAUGUAUAACCAGCAGGGCAUAGAAGGCAUAGUGUGUAUGUAAGUUCUGUGAUUAUUUCACAAAUACUGCACUUGAAGCUAUGCUCGUGGUGAACUGUAGAAAGACGACAAUUUAUUUGAAAAAAAAUUUUAACACAUUUUAUCAUUAAUAGAAUAGCCAGGGCAGAAAUACUACAAAAUAAAUAGCAUGUAAAUUACUGAAAAGCACCUCAGUCUUCUACUUCUGUUACUUAAUUUUUUGCAUGCACAAAACUGAAACAGGAAAAUACGCUUAGUGCCAGUGUGGAAUGAUUGUGACCUCAAAAAAGAGCCAGAAGUGU
This is a messenger RNA of Falco peregrinus (peregrine falcon), 3038 nucleotides long. It is a transcript of the gene HTR1D, whose product is annotated as 5-hydroxytryptamine receptor 1D. The record is from RefSeq and is a predicted model, not a curated record. The transcript is spliced from 3 exons. NCBI's taxonomy places the organism in Eukaryota, Metazoa, Chordata, Aves, Falconiformes, Falconidae. Bases 1061 to 2197 code for a protein of 378 amino acids. Gene Ontology annotation, molecular function: G protein-coupled serotonin receptor activity; neurotransmitter receptor activity. Gene Ontology annotation, cellular component: dendrite; plasma membrane. Gene Ontology annotation, biological process: vasoconstriction; smooth muscle contraction; regulation of locomotion.